Molecule: messenger RNA, 2387 nt
Organism: Apus apus (common swift)
Lineage: Eukaryota; Metazoa; Chordata; Aves; Apodiformes; Apodidae
Gene: BPIFC
Product: BPI fold containing family C
Exons: 16
Coding region: 674-2086 (470 amino acids)
Molecular function (GO): lipid binding
Source: RefSeq, a predicted model, not a curated record
UAAAGUACUGAUUAACUGCAUAAGCAAGCAGAAGAAAUAAGAAAUAGUGACUGCAAGGACUUAAUACUAUAUAUUUGCACCAUAUAUAUACACUAUAGUAUAUAUAUACUAUAAUAUAAAUACUGUAUAAAUUAUGGUUUUCUAUAUCCUGAGUGAUUUCAGAACAGAGGGGCCUAGAGAGAUGUCCUUCCUAGCACUGUCACAUUCCCUUCUUUCUUUGGCAUUACAGACCUGGCUAUGAAUGUCAGUCCUGUGGAACCACUGGAAUGGGGUCUCCACUGGGGUUUCCUCUUGUGUCCAUCUGAAAAGCCAGUGUGAACCAGUAUGCCACAUAGGCAGCACAUCACCCCGAGCUCAGCACCCCAGCGCCUGAGCACCCCCACCCAACAGUUUAUACUGCCCUCCACUUACUCCCAGAAUGAAAUUAGAGUGAUGGAUAUAAUGUGGGACACCCAAAAUAGUCUGGGACUUGAUUACCACAGAGGCCACUCCCCGUGUGAUACUGGUGAAGACGGCAGCAAUUGGCUCUCUCCAAGCUCACAGCUCUUUCCUUUAAAAGACAGGGUGGUGGCUGCAGAGGAUUUUCCCUGCAGCAUCCUCAGUCCUGUGGUCUGGUACAGCAAGGGUCUUCUCUUCGGCCUUCAGAGGACAGGUCCUGUAAAAACCAAGGAAGAUGGUGAAGAUUUGCUGUUCUCUCCUCCUCUUAAGUUUGCUCAGUGGGCAACUCAAUGCCAACCCCGGACUGAAAGUGAGGAUCACCCAGAAGGGGUUGCAGUAUGCCAAGGAGGUUGGGCUGGAAAUCCUGAAGCAGAAUAUGGAGAAGGAGCAUUUCCCUGAUUUGAAUGGCUAUGAGAAGUAUGGGCUUGGUAAUGUCAAGUACAACAUCUCAAGAAUACACAUCACUGCUGUUGAUUUCCCCAGCUCUUCCAUCUCCCUUAUACCUGGGACUGGAAUAAAACUGGUGAUUGGAAAUGCUUCUCUAACCAUUGAUAUGAACUGGAACAUCAGAACCUGGAUGUUCAAAGACAGUGGAAGAAGCACAGUGUACAUUUCCAAGGUGUUUGUUACUGCAAUUUUUUCAACAUCCCUGGAUCAUAUGGGUCAUACAUCAAUAUCUCUUACCAGCUGCAGGACAACUUCUGGUGAUAUAGACAUCAAGCUGAAUGGAAAACAUGGCUUCCUGCAUAACUUCUUUAUCAAGUAUCUGAAGAAACCCAUUCACAGAACCUUGGUCACUAACUCAUGCCCCAACAUCAGAUCUGGGAUCCAGUUGAUAGAUAAAGAUCUCCAAUCACUCAAUGUCCUAAAGCCAAUUGAUGAUUUGGCUGAAGUAGACUACUCCUUAAGUAGCUUGCCAGCAGUGUUCCCACUGUUCAUUGACCUGGAUUUAAAGGGCACAGUCUACCCAGCUGGAAACUAUACUGGUCCUCCCUAUGUGGCAGCUCCCUUCCUUAUCCCAGACCAAAGUGACUCCAUGCUCUACCUUGCCUUCUCUGAGUAUUUCUUUCAGACCUCUGCAUUUGCUUACUACACUGCAGGGGCCUUCAACACCACCAUUGCAGAGGAGACUUGCAGCUAUUUUAAUAUAAGCACAGAGAUAUUUGGCAGUAUCAUCCCUGAGGUAGCCAAAUAUUCAGUUACACCCUACCCAGUGAUGUUGAAGCUAAUGGCUACUGAAAUACCCAUCAUCAGCUUAAAGCAGGAUUCCUUCACGGUGGAGAUUCAGGGCUCCAUGGAGGUCUUUGCUGUUCUGCCAGACUCAACCACCCAGUCAUUGUUCACAAUGAACAUAACAGCCAACACCAGCAUUGCUCUGAAUAUAUUUGACCAGAAAUUGAUGGGCUCGCUCUGUUUGAACAGGCUCCAGUUCUCCCUAGCCCACUCCAAUGUUGGCUUUUUUGAGGUAUUGCUUCUGGAGAACAUACUGUCUUACAUUUUACAGACUGAAGUCAUUCCAUCCGCUAAUGCUAAAUUGUCAAAAGGAUUCCCUCUUCCCAAGCUUGCCAAUGUUUCCUUGACGAGACCCCACAUCACAAUUGUACAGGGAUACGUGUUGAUUUCUACUGAUGUCCACUACAAACACUAAAGAAGAAGAGAGACCAUUUGUUAAGCAUGACCUUCAAAUCUAUAAUGUGACACUGAAGGUUACAAACUGUUCAGUUCUGCUGCCACGUGUAACUUGAUGACAAGGGCAAUGUCAUCCUGGCUGGGGGCAAAGAGGGAUGCAGGGAGGCAAAGAAAGCUGAUGGAAUGGUUAGGCUGUACAAUGGUGAAGCUCAUAUGACACAAUGCUUGACAUUAUUUAUUCUGGAGUUUAACUGAUGCAAAAAGAUUGUUAAGAUUAAGGUCUCUCUUGAAAUAAAGUGUUGUAUAUACACUUCCAGAAA